This is a messenger RNA of Brassicogethes aeneus, 1982 nucleotides long. The record is from the annotation of a GenBank genome assembly. Lineage: Eukaryota; Metazoa; Arthropoda; Insecta; Coleoptera; Nitidulidae.
AUGUCCAAGCUGUGCGAUGAAACUUUAAAAGCUUGUAGAUCCUUUGAAGAGAUGGACGAAAAAUCUCAAAAACACAUUAAGUUCGUUGGAAAGUUGACGUCUAUUUUAUUUGUAGGAGUUGCGAUAUUAACGCAAAUACAUUAUUACUUGUUCUUGCCGAUGCACGAAGACACCAAAAAAAUUUACUUCGCCUACUGGUUCGUGGAAGAAUAUUUGUGGCCUUUCAAACGAAUUUUCUUGUUUUUCUAUUUUUUGUCGAUUUCGCCGACUUUCUACGCUGGAUUAGCGGAACUUCUGCCGGUGAUUUACGUGGUGAUGCAAUGCUACUUCCAAACCAGAAAUUUGCAGAAUUUUAUCGAAAAUAUUUCCAGCGAUUUUGAUUGCAAUGAUUUGAAGCUCUACAAUGAUGAAAACUACCAGAAAGAAAUCGGGAAACGUUUGAUUUUCUGUGUUAAAUACCACCAAGAUAUAAAAAAAAUUUUAAGGGAUCUUUACGAUAUAAUGUAUUACCCAAUUUUGAUCCAAUCUGUGGCAGCUGUAUUUUUUCUAGUUUGCAUUAUGUUUUAUCUAUUAACACAAAAAAAUAUAUCCAAUGAAUAUCCAAGGACGGCUAUUUUAUGUAUAAUGGUUUUAAUAUUGGUUUUGUCUCUAUCUAUAGUUGGACAAAAUAUUCAAGAUGCAACCGAGUCACUUUUUGAUUCUCUAUUAGAAUCCCCAUGGUAUUUAUGGAAUACUAGCAAUAAAAGGACACUGCACAUAUUUUUGCUGAAUACCAUUGAACCUUUUACUUUAUCAAUGUCUGAUAUUGUUUUGGAUUAUUCCUUUACAGUCACGAUUAUCCCUGUGAUGUUUUGCUUGUCAUCAGUCAAAACAAUAACAAGGUUAUCGAAAAAUAUCCCUGGAAGGAAGUUGUUUGCGGUGAGUGGAGUGUGCGAUAUAAAGUCGUCAAACCUGGAAAACUGCCAAUUUCACACCAGCCGUUUGCAGUUCUGCUUUGGCAAAAUGAACGAGGCUUCGGCUUUUAAAGUGGCCAAACAGCUGGCGCCAUCUUUGAAGGACGACAACAGGCAUAAAGGCCAGAGCGGGCGCAUUGGGGUUUUUGGCGGGAGUUUGAUUUUUACAGGUGCUCCAUACUACGCAGCAAUCAGUUCUCUAAGAGUAGGUGCAGAUUUGGUGUACGUUUUUUGCCCGAAAGAUGCCGCCACUGUCAUUAAAACCUACAGUCCAGAGUUAAUGGUGAUGCCAGUUUUGGAUCAGGAGGAUGGGGUGAAACAGAUUGAACCCUGGAUUGACAGACUGCAUGUCGUAUUGAUUGGCCCCGGUUUGGGUAGAGAGGAUUCGACAUUUGAGGUAAUGGAAAAAAUCAUAAAUAUAUGUCGCCAAAAAAACAAACCUUUAGUGAUAGAUGCUGACGGCCUUUUUUUGAUAGCAACGAAAAGACAAAUUUUAAAAAACUACCCUGCACCUGUCAUUCUAACACCAAAUGUGAUGGAAUUUAAAAGACUCAUGGGUUUGCAAACUAUGGAAAAUAAUGCAAGUUGCAGUAGACUUGAGCAGGCGGAAAAGUUUUUAAAGGAAAUUGGUGGUAAUGUUACUAUUUUGUGUAAGGAUAAGGAAGACGAGAUUUUAAGCCAUGGUCAAUCCUUAAAAGUUAAAGGUGGAGGGUCAGGGAGACGUUGCGGAGGUCAGGGCGACCUUCUUUCAGGCGCAGCUGCCACAUUUCUCGGCUGGUCAAUGGACAAGUCACCUGGCAACGAUGUAGAAGAUUUGAGAGGCGCUGUUGCCAGCUUCGCGGCCGCGAAGCUAACGAGAACUUGCAACGAAAAAGCUUUUGCGAAACACGGAAGAAGUAUGAUUUGUUCCGACAUGAUUUUAGAGAUACACGAAGCUUUCGAUGAAACUUUCGAAUUGAGAAGCCAAACGGUUAUUUUUUAGAUACCUAAUUUUAUUUUUGUUAUGUUUUGAAUAAAAUGUAUGUAUUU